AUGGCCGCAGCCGCGAUGCACCACCUCGUCCCGCACAGCAUGCGCAGCUCGCACAACGACGACCCACACCACCACUAUUCGCAACAGAUGGCGCAGCGCGAGCAGGAAAAGCACCAUCUGGCCGCCUGGGAGGCAGACAAGCAGACGCUCGAGCCCGACGUCGUCGCCCAGGACCCGGCCAAGAAGCGCGUCGGCCACUCUUCGCGCCACCUGCGCUGCGAGGACUUUGAGCUCAUAAAGACUCUGGGCACCGGGACGUUUGCGAGAGUCUGGCUUGCGCGCCUGUCCAGCUCUCGGCAAGGCGACGCGGACAAGGUCUUUGCGCUGAAGAUCCUCCGCAAGGUCGACGUGAUCCGCCUCAAGCAAGUCGAGCAUGUGCGCAACGAGCGCAACGUCCUGGCCGCCGUUGCCGGCCACCCCUUCAUCACCACCAUGGUUGCGAGUUUCCAGGACCACGAUUCGCUCUACAUGCUUCUUGAUUACUGCCCCGGCGGUGAGGUCUUCAGCUACUUGCGCCGAGCACGUCGCUUCAACGAGCCGACCUCGCAAUUUUACGCUGCCGAAAUCGUGCUGAUUUUGGAGUUCCUCCACGAAAAGGAAGGCGUUGCUUACCGAGACCUGAAGCCCGAGAACAUUCUCAUAGAUGCAGAGGGCCACCUGAAGCUGGUGGACUUUGGCUUCGCGAAGAAAGUCGAAAACAGGGAAACGUACACAUUAUGUGGCACUCCCGAGUAUCUGGCACCAGAGGUAAUCAGGAAUACGGGCCACGGCUGCGCCGUUGACUGGUGGGCUUUUGGGAUCUUGGUCUACGAAUUCCUCGUCGGCCAGCCUCCUUUCUGGGACCAAAACCCCAUGAAGAUUUACGAGCAGAUCGUUGAGGGCAGAGUCCGCUUCCCGUCAGCCAUGUCUCCAGACGCACGAGACCUGAUCAGCAAACUGUGCACGGUCGACACGUCCAAACGGCUCGGUAACCUCAAGGGCGGUGCUGCAGCGGUGAAGUCACACCCCUGGUUCCGGCAUAUCGACUGGGAUGCGCUGUACCACCGCAAGGUGCAGGGACCGAUUGUACCACAUCUGCGUGGGCCUGCCGACACGCGGAAUUUCGAUGAGUAUGACCCGGAGCCCGAGGGCCGUGCACCGUACACGGAGGACAUGGCCAAGAAGUACGACGAGAUGUUCAAGGACUUCUGA
This is a messenger RNA of Diplodia corticola, 1191 nucleotides long. RefSeq names its product serine threonine-protein kinase prkx. Gene Ontology annotation, biological process: peptidyl-serine phosphorylation. The coding region runs from base 1 to 1191 and encodes 396 amino acids. Gene Ontology annotation, molecular function: cAMP-dependent protein kinase activity; ATP binding. NCBI's taxonomy places the organism in Eukaryota, Fungi, Ascomycota, Dothideomycetes, Botryosphaeriales, Botryosphaeriaceae. Gene Ontology annotation, cellular component: nucleus; cAMP-dependent protein kinase complex. The record is from RefSeq and is a predicted model, not a curated record. The transcript is spliced from 7 exons.